AUGGACAAGCCAGUAUACGCUCGCGUGUUGAAGAUCCUCGGCAGGACAGGAUCCCAGGGUCAGUGCACUCAGGUGAGGGUGGAGUUCCUGGGCGAGCAAAACCGCCAGAUAAUACGGAAUGUUAAAGGACCUGUACGCGAGGGCGAUAUCCUUUCCCUCGUGGAAUCCGAACGAGAGGCCAGGAAGCUGCGUUAAGAAACCCAU
Messenger RNA from Drosophila biarmipes, 204 nucleotides. RefSeq names its product 40S ribosomal protein S28 (gene RpS28a). Bases 1 to 195 code for a protein of 64 amino acids. NCBI's taxonomy places the organism in Eukaryota, Metazoa, Arthropoda, Insecta, Diptera, Drosophilidae. Gene Ontology annotation, biological process: translation; ribosomal small subunit assembly; maturation of SSU-rRNA. The transcript has a single exon. The record is from RefSeq and is a predicted model, not a curated record. Gene Ontology annotation, molecular function: structural constituent of ribosome. Gene Ontology annotation, cellular component: ribosome; cytosolic small ribosomal subunit.